CCUCAAGCGACAAAAGCAAGUUUGGCAAGGCAAAAACUUCAUCAGUGGCAAACCCAAACUUACUUGUCCAGUCUCGAGCAAUCCUUGCCCUCCGGAGAUGGACUCUACGUACGGUACCGUUUCGACGAGCUCUGGCUAGCCACGGUGCCUUACCACCCGCCCUUUCUUUCGCGAAGCCUCUCUACCAGCCGGUUCAAGAGGUUGUGGGUCAUCUGAUUUUACAGAGCUUUUUUUAUGCUUUACUCCGAGUAACAUUUUAUUUUCCUCAGGUCGACAGAGACAGUUCUAAUCCUCACGAUGCAGGUCGUCAAGUGGUACCGUCAGGCGUCGGCAAGAUGACCCCACGAAAUAUCAAGCAAUUACUACCAUUUCCCUACUGGUAUGCACAGAAGCACCGCGUACCCUUCCUACAGUUUACUAGCCAGGCUUGCAUGGCGCCGGUCGCUUCUUUCAUUAUUUGCGUUGUACUGGUACUUGGCCUGCCAACUGCAGCACCUGCCUCUGGGUAACAGUAAACUGGAUGAUAGCUAUGCAUCUUGGUAUCAUCCAUCCUUUGACCCUGUAUCGAAUAUCGGUAUUUUCCUGGCUAUCUUGUCCCGUCAGCCUGGGGACGUUUACAAAACCCUGAGUUAUUCCGGCUUGGUUUUAUAGGCCCAAGCUAGGUUUGGUUGUGCCCAUCUUUUCAACAACAAAAAUGAGUAUUGAUGGGUCCACUCGCUUGUGGAGCUUUCGAAGAAUAUGAGUCCGGUACUCAAAUGUGAAGGGGGUCACCUGUAUCUAUCUUUCGAGAUCUUUUGUGGGGAACGAGAUGAUACGCCAACCGCCAACACACAAGAAGUGCCUCCUCUGCCGAUGAUCUCGAUCAAGCCUUGUUGACCUGCACUGGGAUAGCAGGAGGAUGUCACCUUCUAUAGAUACCGGCCGACUGGCAAGAAGCAGCCAACGAUCAUCAUGUUCCAGGCCAAAAUUCUGCUUCUUUAUUUCUCGUCUCAAAACUUUGAAAUUUGGAUCCAACAAGAAGGUUUUCGUUCGAAGUGGGGAACGGCAGGUGAGGAACAGCAAGAGAGGAGAGGAAAUCAGUGAUUCCCUUUUUGCAAUUGAGAAACUAUCAGAACAGGAGAAACUUGUAUCGUGAGUGACGAGGAAAGAACAAUGAAGCUUGGUUUGGCUCUCUGUGUGGUGGCUGUGCCAUUUCUGCCAGGAUCCCAUGGGGAGACGGUCAGGGCCGCUAUCAGCAGUGGAAAUGCUAGUUCAGCAGCACUAAGGACUCCCAUUGUGUUGUCAAAGGAUGCAGUCGGCUGGGAUACCAAUGGGGGCGACAUGCUUGGCCUCAGAGGUCCGGGCAGCAAGCCAAACCUUCCCAUCAUUGAGCUUUACCCAGAAGAUGCGAGGGAUAGGAGCUACAAUGGGACGAGGAACCUUUGUGCGAUGCAAGGCAAGAAGCUCUGUACGUUUGAGCGGUUCUGCACUGCGGUUGGAGACAAAAUCCAGGGCGUUGGCGAUGCAAUGAACCCCCAUGAUGGUGACCAGUGGAUCGCAUACGAAUUAGAAACAGGUGUGAGUGCUUGUGGUGAUGGUGGUCAUUGGUUACAGAUUGCCGAAAACAACGAAACGUGGAAAGAUUGUCUCGAUGUCAAAUGCCCACCUUGGGGAAAGGAUCCCUCCAGCCGUGAUCGCUUCCAUAAGUACAUUGCUUGCUGUGAAAUGGAAGAGGCGUACAAACAAGAUGAACAAGAAGCCAUGCUGCAGGAGAUACAAAGAAAAGUUUCGCUCCUCAAAACGAUUGAUUUCACAAAUCUGAGCCUUCGAGAUCGCAUCAAACAGGUGGAAAGUGCAUCCGGCACGUUGCGAGAAGUCCGCCAAGGUCUAGAGAGUUUUGAUGUGGGUGAAAAUGAGUUCUUCCGAGCGGCUCGUGCUUCCUUGAUAGAGCACGCCGACACGGGGCUGAAUGGGAUGUCCAAAGUUAUCGAGAUGAUGGAAUCUGCCGCUGAGGACGAAACCCGGGCCGAUGAAAUACCUGCUGGCACAUAUUCGGGGCGCAAACUGGCACAGGCCGAACAAAACGAAGGAAAGGCUGAAGCCAACGCCAGGUACAAGUCUAGUAGUGCCAAGAAGCAUAGAGCUUAUUUCAGCAGGGACCCGAUGGCAUUGAAUAUUCACUCGAAGCUCUCAAAGGUGACGAAUUCUGUGAUGGAUGGAUCAAUGGAUGACAUUGAGCGUGUUCUACUUCAUGGCUAUUCCGAGUACAGCAUUGACGCUUCAGGCCACGGUCGGAGGAUGAAAGAUGCGACUGACCCCUGGCAACGCGCCAAGGGGAAGCAGUGCCGAAUUCUUGCAGGCUGUGCAAAAACGAUGUCACUAUACGAUGUGUUCGUUUCGUUCUAUGCGGACGACAUUGACACAACAGCAGGAACGGUGGACACCAAUAUAGUCAAGUUUGAUGAACGGGAUCUCAUCGCAAAGCACAAGAACAUUACAGGUGCGGCCAAGAGUAUCCUUCCUGGGCAGAAAUCUGAUUACGAACUGGGUUUGACUCCAUCGUGCGAUGAGCUGCUGAAGUAUUUCCACCGUACAGUGGAGCAAGGUGAUUUACCAAAGUGGGAAGGAGCGACUGUUUCGGAGGUGUGCUUGGCUGAAGGAACUCCAAAGUAUAUUGGUUUUGGCCAGAUUGCUCAAGCUGUCGGAAGCCGAAUCGCAACCAUUUUGGCCGAAGAGCAAUUGAAUUGCGCCUGGGAUCUGCACAACUCAAAAGCUCGGAAGGAAGAUCCCCGUUUCAAACAUGAACCUUUUGUCUUUGCAGAUAGUAGGCAAUAUCCAGACCCGAACACACGCUUGACGAUUACGGAUCUCCUGAUUCCUACUGGACUCAGUCAGAACGCUCGAGAUAUCCACGGAAAAGUACAAUCGGAACAAGACCGCAGCCCUUAUGAUCGAUAUUUUGAUUACCAAGCCUAUCAUGCCAUUGACUUGCGCCAUGUAAAGGAGAAGGACAAGAGCAAGAAGUUGAAGGAGCAUUUCCAUCAAGUCCAGCUUGGAUUCGGAUUUGUCUUUGGCGAAAAACAGUCGACUGGAUUUGUAUGCGGUAUCAAAGAUGCAGUGUUGAAUCACGACAAGUCCAUGCCAGGCCACUGCUGUCUUGAUGCUCCGUACGAAAAUGAAGGGGACGACUGGGGGCGCAAGUUCGACUGCAAACAUGAAUGCAAACAUCCUGGACCGUUCUUUGCUGGCAUGUCAACGGAAGCGUGUGCAAGUCACGGUGGGACUUGGUGUGCAGCACCUACAAAUUGUUGGGAUUUGAAGGUUUGCGUAGAGAGUGAAAUCAAGUUGGGCAAGGAAAAGGGACACCACGCUUACGCCAAAUAUGUGGAGGGCGGCAGAAUCACUGAUCCAAAAGAUGUUCUUGAUUGCGGAAGGGCCAGGAAGUACUUUGGCUACGACGAGCAUUACACACAUGACGACGACGUCUGCGAGAAUGUGCGACAACUAAGGAACACGAGACGAUUUAAGGAUUUGGAUCGAUUUUUUGGCAGAGGGGCUGAUGGCAGUAGCGGCAAGGCUGAAGGUCCAAAAGAAGUGGACUCCGCAAAAGUCGGCAAGAGGACCUUUUUUGGCGAACUUGUCAAACCAAAGAGAGAACAAUCGGGGACCAAUCCGGUGCAAUCCAAUCAGGCUUGGGCUGCAGUAAACUUUGUCUUGGAGCUGCUCGUGGAUUCCGUUUGGAGCAUUUUUUCAACUGUUGCGGGCCUUGAUUGUCCCAGUGAUCCCACGUUUGUCAGUUAUCUUGCAUGCUUGGGUGUCAAAAACGGAAUUAUUGUCUUGGUGGCGGCCUUGUACACUAUUGCAAAAUUCGGACUCGCGAUAUCCGAGUUUGCUCGUGAUCAGUAUUGUACGCGGGGCGCCAAUGAAGAAUAUCGUACAUACGAAAACACAGAGGCGAUAUACGCGAACACGGACACAACUUUCAGGUUUCUGGAUCACAUUUAUGGGUCACUUGUGGAUAACCAAGAUGCCAGUGUAAAGAGUCUAGAAAAGAGACUUGAGCAGCUGACAGAGAUGGCGAACCAGCAACGAGAAACAUUGGGAUACCUCGUUGAUAAAAUUGAUUCAAUGGACGCGCCCAAAGUCACUCAUCGACCAACUGAACAGCCAACAAGACAUCCAACAUCAGCUCCAACUUCAAAAGCUGAUCUCACACGUCCUACGCCACGACCAACGAUUGCCCCCACCACCGAGGACUUCUGCGAGCCUCUUAUAGAAUUGGAAGACAUAACCGCAACUGAUUGGUAUUUGGACAGGUUUGGAUGCGAUGGUGCUAACCCGUGCCACGCAAGAGUUGAUUUGUUGGGGCGAUUGUGGGUAGGAGCAAAGGGUUCGGAACGCGGCCCAGGUUCAAGCUUUGGCACAACCGAUUACUUCUUCACAAACAGCAAGACAGACACGAGGAAGAUGAUAUGCGGACAGGUCAGCUAUGGGAAAUUGGUUGAUGUUGAAGUAAUGACCAUUUGGAGCGAUGGAAGCAGCAACGGAGGAAACGCCGGCAUUGGUGUGGCAAAUUACAAAGUACAGCCUGCUAUUGAGUUCCUUUUCAAGCGCUGCACACCCAAAUUCUCUGUGGAGGAUAUCCAACAGUUUGAUUGGGUUGACAAAGCCGGGGACGCCGGUGAAUUCAAAUGUCCGAGCAACAAGCCCUAUUGCCUCAAAACUACAGUUGACAGUCAAGGAAAGCUCUGGAUGGGAGUCGAAGGUGUUCACUCCGGAGUGGGCCCAAAUUUGCAGUACGGUCAAGGAUCCCACUGGCACACUACAUCACGCAGCGAGACGUUGAAGUUAAUGUGUGGGCAGCCCGCGAAAGUUGAAGCGCACCACUCUGGUGCCUGUGGUUGCAGCGAAAGAGGCCAAGCAGAUUACCUUGGAUCCACUUCCAAGACAUCAUCGGGGAAGACAUGCCAACCAUGGAGCCAACAAUGGCCGCAAAAACACAAUCACUCACCCAACGACAGGAAUAUGCUUCCUGGCACAAAUGUAUGCCGAAACCCCGACAAACAUUCCCAUGCCUGGUGCUACACAGCGGACCCAAAAGUUCGUUGGGAGAGCUGCCAGGUUCCCACGUGCUCAAGCAACAUGUGUCAGAAACACACAACAGUUCAGAUGAUCAGCAAGGACAGCUUGAAACACAGCCAGUUCUUCACCUUGAACCGUGUUUGCACACCUCUUUAUACAGAAGGCCUCCUGGUUGGAAGCAAAUGGCUGAACAAAGAAUGGGGGUGCACGUGGGACAAGCCUUGCGUUGCGGUCUUAGAUUCACAUCCAAAACAAUUCAACAGGCUUUGGAUGGGAAAGGCCGGUGAUUCGCAUGGGCCUCCAGAUGCACGCAUUUUCGAUGCACACAAGUUCUUCAGGACUGACUCGGCGGAAGCUACGAGGAAGUUGAUGUGUGGAGAGGCUGUUACAACCACCACUCUCGGGACUGAGCCGAGGUUCAUUGUCGUACACAAUGGACAGGUAACCAAUUCCUACCCCGACGGUCAUCUGGAUGAUGCCAAAAAGGAACUUGCUAGAGUGGCGCAGCUUGGAGGAAGCCGGCUGAUUGCGGAAGUUGUCAAGACGGUGGUACAACAAGAUCCACACCAUAUUGAUGGAAACGCCCAAACAAAAGCAAACGGCUUUGAUAAUUUUUGGCACCACUGGGACGACAUCAAGGCUAUGAUCGCAAAAGCUCAGGAAUACAAUGACCAAAUGCGCAAAGUCAAGAUCGAAGACGGAGGCAACAAAGUCACAUUGGGCUCGAUUGCAUUCACGCGUAUCUGCGAGCCCAUCUACAAUGUGGAUGAUAUCACUGAGCUGGAGUGGCACUACUCCCCUUGGGGUAAAGAACCCGUGGUUGCAAAGAUAGACUUUGACGGCUUGCUUUGGGUGGGAGUCGUUGGCGACGGUUGGGGCCCCUACAAUACAUAUGGCGCUUUGAAGGCUUGGCGCACAAAGUCCAGGCUGGAUACGAGGAAACUCCUCUGCGGAGAACUGGCUGACGUGUUAGUCUCGGAAACAACUGGUGAUAAGUCAAUUCCUCGUUUCUCAAUCCCCGAGCAAGUGACCAUGGUGAAUGGCAAUACCAUCCUGCACUCAUCAAGCCACAAGAAGUUCAGUCGUACAAACGUGCAAGUCCACCCUCCAAAACUCAAGAUGUUUGGACUGCCUGAGACGAAUGGCGUUCAAAAUUACUUUCAAGCCCUUGGCUUCUGCAAAGCCAGGGGCCUCGAUUUGGGAUCGAAGGAUGACUACUGCACGGAUGGCAAAGUGUUCUCGGGCACCAAACAAAAUGACCAGUGGGCACCCAUCAGUGAUGAAGACAUGGGCUACAUUCAAGUUGGUACCGGAAAGAAGACGUGCAGCACCCACAAGGAAGUACAUGGGUACAACCCUGAUGGAAAGGGAAACGGCAAAGGAGAAUUCGCGACUUCACAUUGGGCAACGGUCAGGGAUUAUACACAAAGUAAUUUUGAACACUACAUCCUCUGCAAGCAGUCGAAUCUGCACCUUUAUGGCCCGAGUGAAGGAACGAAGGAUGUCAAGAACUACACAGACAGUGUCGAGUUUUGCCAAAAGAAGGAAAUGGUUCUCGGAAGCUACCGAGACUACUGUCCCGGUGGUUGGUUAAAUGGCAGAUGGAACGGCGGUGAAGUGGACGGAUGGGGCCAUCCCAUUGGGGAUUAUCACCAAGAUGACCAAUGGGCCCCUAUUUCCGACACGUUCAACGACUGGGUGUUUAUCGGUCGCUAUGAAGGUUUAAAUCCGGAGACCUGCGGCGGUACGCACCUUCAGCGCCACGGGAGCACCCCCGCUUGGGGCAAUGAUGGCGACACCAAGAGCUCCUUUGAAGCGAACUUUAUUUUGUGCAGAAAGAAGAAGACGUAGCUUCUUGGUUGCCCAUUAUUAGUUGACAACUCUCCUUCGAACAGGAGAAAGAAGAAGUAUGAUUGUUACAAUCAUGUAUACAUGCAUUUUAAAGACCGGUUUGCUGGUCUACUUUAGUCCUUGUUUUGCAUUGCGUCC
Seminavis robusta is the source of this 7050-nucleotide messenger RNA. Lineage: Eukaryota; Bacillariophyta; Bacillariophyceae; Naviculales; Naviculaceae. The record is from the annotation of a GenBank genome assembly.